Messenger RNA from Durio zibethinus, 944 nucleotides. Its product is annotated as large ribosomal subunit protein uL29c-like. The record is from RefSeq and is a predicted model, not a curated record. Gene Ontology annotation, cellular component: ribosome; chloroplast. Gene Ontology annotation, biological process: translation. NCBI's taxonomy places the organism in Eukaryota, Viridiplantae, Streptophyta, Magnoliopsida, Malvales, Malvaceae. Gene Ontology annotation, molecular function: structural constituent of ribosome.
UUAAAAAAAAAAAUAGUUUACCUGAUUUUUAAAUGGAAAAAUCGAUAGAAAAAAAUUGCCUUAUCUGCAUUCCACACGGAGCUGAAGUAAUAAAACUCGAGAGGAAGCGAGCUUACAGGGGAAAAAGCCACGAAGACAGAGCUGAAGCCAAACAACCAAAGAUGUUGAGUCUAUCAAUUGCUUCAGCAAAAACCGUUACCUUACCUCCGAAGCCCAAAUCUUCAAUUCCCAAAACUUCCUUCACUGGCGUCAGAAUCCAGCACUUAUGUCCACAAAGAUUGCAUUCUCAAACGACUUCGGUUCGAAAAUCAUCAGCGUUUUCUUCAGUGGUAAUGAUGGCAAAGAGAGAAGAGGAAUUGAAGGAAAUAAGACCCAAAACGACUGAAGAAAUCAACGAUGAAGUGGUUGAGUUAAAAGGAGAGCUUUUCAUGCUUCGUCUUCAGAAAUCAGUUCGUAAUGAGUUCAAGUCUAGCGAGUUUCGGCGUAUGCGCAAAAGCAUUGCUCGCAUGCUUACUGUUAAACGGGAAAGAGAGAUCGAGGAGGGCAUCAACAAGCGAUUGUCAAGAAAGCUUGAUCGGCAAUGGAAGAAAAGCAUUGUUGUGAGGCCACCCCUAUCUUUGAUAAAAUUGCGAGAGCAAGAGGCAGCCGAAGAAGCUGAGAAAUCUGCUGCUUGAGCCACUCCAGAUACUUAAACAUUUUCAUGGCUUGAGAAGAGCUCUUUUAAUUGUUGCAGUUUCUAUUUUAGACCAUUUUGUGCAUAAUAUUUUGUUGUUGAAGCUAGGAUUCUUUCUAUUUUUGGUUUAGCUGAGAUUUUUUAUUGCCCUGUGUCUUCUUUCUCUGAUGGGAAAGCGCUUGAAAAAUUCGAUCUUACCAAUUCUGAUUGUUACUAAAUCCUCAUUGUUGGAGCGUUCAUUUUUUAUAGUCUUCACCAAUAAAGCUUGUGA